AGAGACGCAUUCCAAAUGGAGCACAAAUGUGCCUCCCGUGCUGGGCUCUCCUCAUUCUGUUUGGGGACAACAGAGAGCAGGACGUGGCUGCUUGAUUAUCCCUCACUGCUGAAGCUCUCAGUCCCACAGUCAUAUUGUUUCCUCGGGACAGUUUGGGUUUCCUGCCAAGAGCCAAAUGUGAAGAGACCGUCCUAAGAAAACUGGAGCAGAGGAAGCUCCCCGGAGCUCUGCGGGAGAGACUUGCUGAGGGCCAGACGGAGGAAAGAAAGGCUUUCAGUUCUCCAGGAAGUGUACUAUGUUCUGCCAUUCAUUCCUGAAGCCACCGGAAGCAUUCCUCCCAGGAAAAGUUGAGUUGGUGGGGUGUAGCUGAAGGUGAGAAGGCAUCCAGAGGACAGGUUAAACCAUUUCCUGAAUUUCGCAUGUGGGCACAGGCUUAGAGCCUUCGAGGUGCCCCGAAGAUGAGCAGCAACAGCAGCGUGGUGGGCCAGCUCCUCUGGCGUGGGCUGCCGUGUGUCGGCUGGAGGCAGGAUCUGCAAGGGGCUGUCUACCACCUGGCCAACUGCUUCUUGCUCCUGGGCUUCAUGGGGGGCAGCGGGAUGUAUGGGUGCUUCUACCUCUUUGGCUUCCUGGGCACGGGCUACCUGUGCUGUGUGCUGUGGGGCUGGUUCGACGCCUGUGGCCUGGACAUCGUCCUCUGGAGCGUCCUGCUGGCGAUGGCCUGCGUGCUCCAGCUGGCACAUCUGGUGUACCGCCUGCGUGAGGACAGCCUCCCUGAGGAGUUCGAGCUCCUCUACAAGACACUGUGCCUGCCUCUCCAGGUGCCUCUGCAUGCCUACAAGGAGAUGGUUCGCUGCUGUCAGGAGCAGGUCUCCACUCUGGCCACGGAGCAGACCUACGCUGUGGAGGGUGAGACACCCAUCGACCGUCUGUCCCUGCUGCUCUCUGGCCGGGUUCGUGUGAGCCAGGAUGGGCAGUUUCUCCACUACAUCUUUCCUUACCAGUUCAUGGACUCUCCUGAGUGGGAAUCGCUGCACCCCUCUGAAGAGGGUGUCUUCCAGGUCACUUUGACAGCAGAGACCGAAUGUAGCUACAUUUCCUGGCCCCGGAAAAGUCUCCACCUUCUUCUGGCCAAAGAGCGAUACAUCUCUCGUCUCUUCUCCAUCCUGCUGGGUUAUGACAUCUCGGAGAAGCUCUAUGCUCUCAAUGACAAGCUCUUUGCCAAGUUUGGGCUGCGCUUCGACAUCCGCCUGCCCAGCCUCUACCAUGUUCUGGGUCCUGCUGCCUCAGAUACAAGACCAGAGUCGGAGAAGGAUGAAGAGGACGUCUGCGAGCCAGCCAUGUCCUCUCCUCAGGCGCUGUCCACAUCUGUCCAGCAAACACCCCCUGUGUCCCCCCAUCCAGCAGCCACCAACCCUCCUGCACCUUCUCCCUGGGUUAGGAUGUCCAGGCCUGACAGCGGCAUCCUGGUUUCCAGAACUCCUCUCCAGAGCUACCCUCAAGCUAUGUCCAGGGGACAGGCCCCCUUGGCUCCAACCCAGACUCCUGAACUCUAAGGAGCAAUGGACCAUCCUGUUUUCUGGGCAUGUUCAUCCUCACGGGAAGGUCACGUGUGUGCACACCCGUCUUCUCACCCACUGGAAGGCUCACAGGCCAGGUCGGAGCAGACACAGAAGAUGCCAGCACUGCAGCCACACCAAGGUCCCCAAGUGACUUUUAGAAAUUCACGUUCACCAGCCUCGCUUCCCAGAGAAGGCAGCCCAAAGUACAAAAGCACAGAUUCUAUCCUUUACUAACUGCAGAAUCUCUGGCAAGUGACAUAGCCUCUCUGAGCAUCACUGUAAAGUGGGGAUUUUAAAACCCACCUCCCAAGGAUGGGAGGAUUCCAUGAGUUGACGUAAGGAAAGCACCUAGGUCACAGCAUGACACCUAGUAAGCACUCAAUAAAUCACUCAUUUCCUUUC
Phacochoerus africanus (Common warthog) is the source of this 1961-nucleotide messenger RNA. It is a transcript of the gene POPDC2, whose product is annotated as popeye domain containing 2. Lineage: Eukaryota; Metazoa; Chordata; Mammalia; Artiodactyla; Suidae. Gene Ontology annotation, cellular component: sarcolemma. The transcript is spliced from 4 exons. The record is from RefSeq and is a predicted model, not a curated record. Gene Ontology annotation, molecular function: cAMP binding. Bases 459 to 1553 code for a protein of 364 amino acids.